Leptidea sinapis is the source of this 1509-nucleotide messenger RNA. RefSeq lists its product as uncharacterized. The transcript has 11 exons. Bases 97 to 1488 code for a protein of 463 amino acids. Gene Ontology annotation, biological process: negative regulation of phosphatase activity. Gene Ontology annotation, molecular function: phosphatase binding. NCBI's taxonomy places the organism in Eukaryota, Metazoa, Arthropoda, Insecta, Lepidoptera, Pieridae. The record is from RefSeq and is a predicted model, not a curated record.
UAACAAAUAUGUUAGUCUUAUUUAAUAUUGUAUAUUAUAUAAUAAUUUAACUUUUAAUUCUACUUUACUAUAUUAUAUUGCGUAUAUUUUUAUAAAAUGUAUGAAGGUGUUGACGAUUUUGAUUUUUACGAAAGCUUGUACGAGAAUGGCCAUUGGGAAUGGGAUAUGAGUAAUGAAAAGCUCAUGUUUUACUGUGACUUACCACCGUCGGAAGAGGAAGAAGUUGUUAAGAUCCUCAAAAAAAUAGAUUUUCGCGAUGACAUCGACGUAUUGGAACAACAUAGAUUCAAGAAGUUUUUACAAAGAAAAACAGAAGUGGAUGACGUUGUGACUCUUCAGGAUGUGAAAGACGUUGUAAUAUUCACAGCACCGAUGUCCGCAUUAUCACCGGAAAUCAUAGGAAUUCUUCAUAUGCCGCCGACUGAGAGGUUCCUGCGAGCUUUGAUAUUAUAUACGCAAUUUUUUAUACAAGUAUCGGAUGAAAUGAAUCACCGCACGCUGGAAUUAGAAAGGAAAAUUCGAACCGAGAACGGUGUUCAGGUCGAAUUGAAAUACCGAGAAGAUCUAGAAGAUUUACGGCUGCUUGUUGCAAAGGAAUAUUGCAUCAUUAUUUUAGGAGGGGAGGGCCUAGAUAGAUUUCAUCACAUGGGCCCAAGAAAGAAACUCUCACUAAGUAAGAGAGAUAUAAUAUUCUUUAAGAAUUUCACAAGAAUUGCGAUUCAAAUCGUCUGGAUAGCACUUGGCAGGAAAUGCUUUAAGCAAGUCGAAAAUGAAAUAAAUCGUAUAUUGAAGUCUGACAUCUAUAAUAGUACGGUACAGAAUGGUAAAAUGAAUUCAAGGUUGAGCUCUGUUCUCCGUGGUCAAUGCUUGAAUCGAAGUACGAAGCUAAACGUCGUUUCGCCUUUAAUUAACGAAGUAUUCUGCGAUCGUCACAUAGACCACCCACAGCUAGGACUUGGGGUUUUGAAAUAUUCGGGUUUAAAUACCCCGGAGUAUCCCAGGAGCGCACUUAUGAUUUUAAGAUUUACUCAAGCUCGUCAGAUUUUAAUAGUGUAUAGCUUAAGCCAACGACUACUUGUCUUAGAAACAUUGUUGUGUGGAUCUGAAACCAAAUUGAGACAAAUAGGACUUUCUCUUGGUAUCGUUGGACUGCGCCGUGCACAGUUCGAUAUAAUGUUACACGAUAUUUCAGUGGUGGGAGGAACGUCAAAUACUAGUAUUUCGACUGGUGGUCGCAAAAAGUCCGCUUCGAGACAAUCAAACAGAAUGUCAAACAGGCAGAAAAGUUCAACUUCAGACGUCCCACAACAAACGUAUUUGGAUAUUCACUUACCUGAGAAAAGUAUAACAACAUCAAUUGAGCCCACCGAUUGCUUUCCGACUGAGUCUCGUCAUGAAGCGUAUCAAGAUCAGAGUGUCAAGAUGCAAAAGUGUAAAUGGCUGCGCUACAUAGCCAAACGAAAGAAGAACAAAGCAAGGCUGCAUUAAAGUUUCUUUUACACCUUCCAA